AUGCUCCCCAGCGCCGUGGCCGCCCACGCCGGCGCGUACUGGGACGUGGUGGCCUCCUCCGCGCUCCUCCACCUCCCCGCCUCGCCCGGCUUUGGCAACCUGGGCAAGAGUUUCCUGAUCGAGAACCUGCUGCGGGUCGGGGGCACCCCGACACACGGGCUGCAGCCGCCCGCGCCCCACGGCCCGGCGGCCGCCCUCGCCACCCCCGGCGCGCAGCUCCGGCCCCUCCCCGCCAGCCCGGUUCCCCUCAAGCUGUGCCCCGCGGCGGAACAAGUCAGCCCCGCCGGGGCUCCCUACGGCACACGCUGGGCUUUUCAAGUGCUCAGCCCCUCGGCUGACGGCGCCAGGCUGCCGGCCCGGGCUCCAGGGGACCGAGACUGUACCUUCCAGCCUUCAGCCCCAGCGCCUUCCAAGCCUUUUCUUCUGAGCGCCCCGCCAUUCUACUCGGCGUGCUGCGGUGGGUCCUGUCGGCGCCCUGCAUCCUCGGCUGCUUUUCCAAGAGAAGAGGGUGUGCUGCCUCUCCUGACACAGGACUCUAAUUCCAAAGCUCGGAGGGGCAUUUUGAGAAGAGCUGUCUUUUCUGAGGACCAGAGGAAAGCUCUGGAGAAGAUGUUUCAGAAGCAGAAAUAUAUCAGCAAAACAGACCGAAAGAAACUUGCCAUCAACUUGGGACUAAAGGAAUCACAGGUGAAAAUUUGGUUUCAGAACAGAAGGAUGAAAUGGCGGAAUUCCAAAGAAAAGGAAGUGCUUUCCAACAGGUGUAUCCAAGAAGUAGGUCUUCAAGAGGAUGCCCUCUCACGGUCUGCUCUGGGUUUCCCUUCUCCGUGUCCUUCAGUAUGGGAAGUCGCCCAACAGCAUUCAAGUCCAAGAUGGAGGGAGAAUUCUCCAGAACCCCCAGAAAGACUAAUCCAGGAGAGUUCAGGGGCACCACCCCCAGCAGCAAAUUCACUGCAGGGUGCCUUGUAUUUAUGUUCUGAAGAAGAAGCUGAAGGCAAGGGUGUGCUUGCUGGGGCCAUCUGAGUGGAAGCAUUCCUUUGUGUUAAUUUAAAAGAACAUUUCACUAAUAACCUUUGAACUCUAAAGCCAGCUAUCAUAUGCCUCACCAAUGCUUAAAGCCUAACAGCUUUGGAGUGAUACAUGAACUAAUGCUUUAGGAGACCCACUCCAGUGUUCUCUUAUUUGGCUCUAGACUCAGGCUUAAUUUGUAAGUGGAAUAGAUCUCCCCGGAAGUAUGAUGGAACUGAGAAGAAUCAGAACAACUGACCCAGUCCCUGCUCUAAGUAUGUGUAUAUAUGCGUGUGUCUCUAUGUAUAUCUAUGUAAAUAUUCAUUAAAUACAUUAGUAGAAA
Carlito syrichta (Philippine tarsier) is the source of this 1348-nucleotide messenger RNA. RefSeq names its product developing brain homeobox 2 (gene DBX2). The record is from RefSeq and is a predicted model, not a curated record. The coding region runs from base 1 to 1020 and encodes 339 amino acids. Gene Ontology annotation, molecular function: DNA binding; DNA-binding transcription factor activity, RNA polymerase II-specific. Gene Ontology annotation, biological process: regulation of transcription by RNA polymerase II. NCBI's taxonomy places the organism in Eukaryota, Metazoa, Chordata, Mammalia, Primates, Tarsiidae. The transcript is spliced from 4 exons.